AUGGAUGAGGAUUUUGAUUUGCCAGCUGCUGGGAUGGACGAAAAGGGAAUGGAUCCUGAAAAGAUUUUGAAGGUGGGAGAAGAGAGAGAAAUUGGAGGCAAAGGAUUGAAGAAGCAGCUUCUCAAGGAGGGAGACGGGUGGGAGAAUCCUAAAUCUGGCGAUGAAGUUGAAGUUAAUUAUGUGGGCACUUUGCUGGAUGGGACUAAAUUUGAUUCUAGCCUCACUCCUCUCAAAUUUAGGUUGGGUCAAGGAGAUGUAAUAAAAGGAUGGGAUGAAGGUAUUCAGACAAUGAAGAAAAAUGAAAAGGCCCUAUUUACUAUACCACCAGAGUUGGCCUAUGGGGCGUUGGGUUCCCCUCCAAAAAUACCCCCCAAUUCAACACUUAAGGUUGAAGUUGAGUUGCUCUCUUGGAUUAGUUGGAAGGAUAUAUGCAAGGAUGGAGGGUUAUUGAAGAAGGUUCUUGUUGAAGGAGAGGGUUGGCAGAAUCCUAGGGACCCUGAUGAAGUUUUUGUCAAAUUUGAAGUUCAGCUUGAAGAUGGGACUGCAGUGUUAAAACAAGACGCUGUGGAAUUUACUGUGAGAGAAGUUAUGGGGGCAGCUGGAUACAAUUUAUUUUCAUUUUCGUGUCAUUUCUGUCCCGCUUUAUCCAAAGCUGUGAAAACAAUGAAAAAGGGUGAAAAAGCCCAUUUGCUUGUAAAGCCCCAAUAUGGAUUUGGAGAGAAAGGAAAACCAGCUGCUGGUAAUGAAUUUUAUGUGCCACCAAACGCGACUCUUCAGAUAAAUCUGAAGUUAGUCUCCUGGAAAAUUGUUUCUGACAUUAGUCAUGACAAAAAAAUUUUGAAGAAGAUCCUUAGGGAAGGAGAAGGCUAUGAACGUCCACAUGAUGGUGCAACUGUACGAGUCAAACUGACUGGUAAGCUGCAUGAUGGAACUAUUUUUGCGAGAAAGGGGCAUGAUUUCGAGCCACCUCUUGAGCUCAAGGUGGAUGAAGACCAAGUAAUAGAGGGGCUUGAUAGAGCUCUUAAGACCAUGAAAAAAGGGGAAGUUGCAAUUGUUGUUAUUCAGCCAGAGUAUGCAUUUGGACAAUCUGAAUCUUUACAGGAGCUGGCUGUUGUUCCCGGAAACUCAACUGUGUAUUAUGAAGUUGAGAUGAUCUCCUUUGACAAGGAAAAGGAAUCUUGGGAUAUGAGUGCAGACGAGAAAAUCGAUGCCGCAGGUAAGAAGAAGGAGGAGGGGAAUGUAUGGUAUAGAGCAGGAAAAUACCAGCGAGCUUCAAAGAGAUAUGAAAAGGCUAUCAGCUUUAUUGAUUAUGACUCCUCUUUCAGUGAGGAAGAGAAGGAAAGGGCAAAAGUGCUUAAAGUAUCAUGCAAACUUAACAAUGCAGCUUGUAAAUUGAAACUGAAAAGUUUCAAGGAGACGGUGAAACUCUGUAGUGAAGUUCUAGAAAUUGACGGUAGAAAUGUUAAAGCUCUUUAUAGAAGGGCACAAGCAUAUAUUGAUCUGGUAGAGUUGGAAUUAGCUGAGAAAGAUAUCAAGAAUGCACUUGAAAUAGAUCCCGACAAUAGGGAUGUUAAAAAGGAGUACAAAAUCCUGAAAGAGAAAGUAAAAGAAUAUGACAGGAGAGACGCACAAUUUUACGGUAACAUUAUUGCCAAGAUGAAAAAGUCGGAACCGGUCGAAUCCUUGGAUCCACCAAAGAAGCAGGGGUCUGUGUCAGAAGCUAUUGAUAGAAUCAGAAGAUCAGUUGGAGGCCUUGCAGAGAAAGCUGUCCAAACAUACAAGAGAGGAAGAAAUCCUGGUUCCGUAAUUCCUGCAAGGUUAGUGCUGACAUCCCUGCUGAUGUUAGUUCUUGCAGUUGUACUUUCUUUUUUGUGCUUGAGAAACUGA
Molecule: messenger RNA, 1887 nt
Organism: Striga hermonthica
Lineage: Eukaryota; Viridiplantae; Streptophyta; Magnoliopsida; Lamiales; Orobanchaceae
Source: the annotation of a GenBank genome assembly